AUCCCCCAUCCCAUUUUGGCCCAUCUUCCGCUAGUUGCGUUCUGUCAGCAGAAUCGGGAAAAAGUAGCGUCGCGUUCAACGAGCUCCCGUAGGAGAGCUCCCGUAAGACGUGUUCAAUUGUUUCGUGAUGUGUUUUAUAAGUUUACAAUAGUUCCUUUGCCAUAGUUUUGAGUGUUAAAUGAUUUCGCUGGAUGUUUCCUAAAAUAGCGUUUUUGAUUCGGAUGUGUUUUUUUUCUACAUUGUCGUUGAGUGCUUUCUCCACCUCGCAGCUGUGUAUUUUGUCAACAAACCAAAUAGGGUGACCAGCACGUAGAUAGAAAUGUUGGGAAAUGCUGGGAAAUCUCGGAUGUUCUGAGGAAGAUUUCUACUAUGGCUGGCCUACAGUUCAUAGGAUUUGUUGUUACCGCGUUUGCGAUGAAAGAGAUGGAAUGUAUAAAUAAUGUGCAAAUUCAUCAUUUUACUCUUAUCGAUUGUUACCAGCUAAAAGCAUAGAGUACUUCGAUUAUAAUUUAUUUAUUAUCACCUUUCGAACUACGGCCCGAUCGUUUCCGUUUGUUUUGAAUGUUUGGACAAAGAAAAAGUUCAGAAGUAAAAACCGAUGUGUAAAGUUUAUUGUUUCUGUUAUUUUGAUUUUGCUUAGUAAAGUAACGAAACAACCAACGCACUAGUAAACUUAAACAAACCGGAUACUAUUUCGGUAAGUUUACAAAUGGCGGGAACGUGUUUGAAGCGUCACCCAGUCAGCACGUGCACGUUUCCAUGUCUUCCACAUUGUGUUAAACGUGGUAAACAGUUGUGUAUUUUUAUCACUGCAGAUAAGCGAUAACGCAGCUCGCAUUCAGAAAAUCAGCUGACCGACGAUGAAACCGAAGUCGCUUUUGCUGUAGAGACGUUUGCUAGACUUCGAGCAAAUUGCACUUGAGCUUCCUCCAGCGUGCAGUGAUUGAGUCCGGUGCCCAGGUGCGGUGCGGUCCUCUAGCGCAGAGACACUUUUGAUUAUGUAAAAACGUGUUGAAGACCGUUUGCAGUCGCUUCCCCGGUCGUAUCAGUGUGAUACACCGGAUCGUUUAAACAAUCACGCCCAGAUUAACUCUUUCAAGGGCUACCGGUUGGGCAGUAAAAAAGAGGUCACAAACGACGACGACACUGUUUGAUUCGGGCAGUCGAGCGUGACAGAACAACAUCAAAUAAACCACCGAGCAGUUUAGUGUGCGCUUACCGUGCAUGUGUGAUAAUGCAAUUGGGGCCAAAGUACGGUCGUUUUAAGAUUCGGCUACCAACGGAACCGACGGAAACGAAUGAGUGAAGUGUUACUAGCGUUAAGCAAUUGUGCCAAAAAAGUGACAAAAAAGCAACAUUGCUCAGUGAUUGAAGAAAGACCAAAGUGUACGAAAAAUGUGCUCCAAUCACUAACGGCCAAAGCCAAUCUCCAAUGUAAUGCAGGGCCACGUGAACUGCAACAAAGCUGUGCACCGUCUGAUUUGUCGUUAUGGAAACCACUGCUAAAUCAGCAAUGGCUGAGAGAAAUGGAAAUAUGAAGGGAUUUAAGCUAGAGCCCUCAUCGCCACCACUUCAGCGAACCAAAGCACCCGACGGAGGCUGGGGAUGGAUGAUUGUAUUUGCCUACGGGCUUGCCAAUAUCAUGAUCGUACCGGUGCUGCAAAGUUUCGGGCUAAUCUUCAGAGACACCUUUCUGGAGAUCAAUAUUUCUGCCACCAAAGCGUCGAUCAUCAUUAACCUAGCUUCAGCUGUUGGCAUGGCGCUCGGUUUAUUCAAUGGGCCACUGUUGCGAAGGUACGGCUUCCGAAAGCUGGCCGUGGCCGGUGGAUUCCUCUUCUCUGCCGGCUUGAUGCUGACCUCCUCGGCGGUACAUUUCGCACACUUCAUCAUUACCUACAGUAUUAUAGCAUCUCUUGGGAUGGGUUUCUGCAAUUCGUCCUUCUCGCUCGCGUUAAACACAUACUUUGUAGUGCGUCGAAAUAAAGCCGCCGGCAUUGCGAUGACCAUCACCGGAUUGGGCCCGAUUCUGUUGCCCCAGCUCGUGUCUCUUCUGCUCGGUCUGUACGGUGCGCGUUACUGUCUGCUAAUUAUUGGUGCAUUGGCCACGCAUAUCAUUGUCGGUGGUUUGCUUCUGCAGCCCGUCAAGUGGCACAUGUUGACUAUACCGGCCGUACCAACGGAUCAUCUCGAUGCUGCAGCAGCACUGUCUUGUCCACCGGUUGAGGUUAAAAUUAUGCCAGCGUCUGAGGAUUGUCCCGAGAAAGGUAUCGAAGAAACGCAGGAGGAGGAAAAAUUGCUGGAAAAGUGCAGUUUCAUCGAUUACGACGUAGAUGCACAGAGUGUCUACGGGUUUGAGCUGACGUCACAGUUACGACAGCGAGAAUCGUUCUCUCAGCCGCCGGGAGGAUGUAUGUCCAAUGCUUCAGUUCUUGCUCCGGUUCGACGAUGUCCUUCUGAGACGCGUUCUCUGAAAGCUGAACUAACGUCAGCAGAAGAACGACCCUUACGCUGGUUCCAGUCGGGCUCGGUGGAAAGUGUACAUCUCGGCAGCUCAUUAGCCAUGUGGGACGAUCGCGACUCAUCGGUUACAUUGGCCGAGGAUCGUUUCGUGCAGUCGGAGGAACAGCAACAGCGUCGUCCAUCAGCUCACAGGCGCUUCUCGAGCUUUAUUAAUGCACGAUUUACACCGCUACAGAAACGUUGGUUCGAAGGAUCGGCCGAAACGGUCAAUCUUGGUAGCUCGAUGAAGAUCUUCGACGAACGAUACGCUGGACCAAGGCGUGGUUCCCUUGGUAGUGGUGUACCAAUGAGCGGCGGAGGAAAACUACCGGCCCUUAGCGAAAACCAGGGCCUUACCGAUGAAACAUCCCAUCUGCCAUCGAUCGUGCGGCAGCUCGAAAAUACCAAAGCACCCUUACCGUCCACCGUGCCAAAUGAUACCGCCACCGGUGCAAAGUCGGAAGGAUUUUUUACCAAAGUGGUCAACAUGUUUGAUCUGACGCUGCUGCAGGAUAAAGUGUACCUGAACAUGAUGCUGGGCAUGUCGAUAGCCGUAUUUGCGGAAAUUAACUUUUCUCUGCUGACACCUUUCAUCCUGGGCGAUCUGGGAUACAGCACGGAGCAGAUCGCUUCAAUCAUGUCGACGCUGGCGUUGGCCGAUCUGUUAUUCCGCUUCAUUAGCCCGUUCGUGGGUGACUUCCUAAAGCUUAGCCCGCGUAUCAUGUACAUGAUCGCACUGUCUAUGCUGAUUGUGACGCGGUUUAGUAUUCUACUUGCGCGAUCGUACGACGAGAUGGUGAUCGUAGCGUUCGGACUCGGUGUCGCCAAGGGUGUGCGAUCAGUGUACAUGAGUCUGGUCAUACCGAGCUACAUACCGCUCAAACGGUUACCGUCGGCAUCGAGCAUACAGAUGACCACGAACGGGAUCGUGCUGAUGACGAUCGGUCCGUGUGUGGGAGCGUUACGCGAUUGGACCGGCAGCUACUCGAAAAGCAUCAUUCUCAUCAACGGAUUUACCAUUGUAACGCUGGUGAUGUGGAGCGCAGAACUAAUAUACGUACACCGUUGGCGUAACCGCGCCAAACAGAAGGUACCACCAAAUUCCGCUGCCGUAACGAUUAUCGUUUCCUGAUACUCGCCCGUGGCAAUACUUUUUCUAACCUGUGUUCUCAUCAGUGCUGUAACAAUAAAGAAAACAACGUCAAUCAAACCAAA
This is a messenger RNA of Anopheles funestus (African malaria mosquito), 3714 nucleotides long. RefSeq lists its product as uncharacterized. Gene Ontology annotation, biological process: monocarboxylic acid transport; transmembrane transport. The coding region runs from base 1490 to 3631 and encodes 713 amino acids. Gene Ontology annotation, molecular function: monocarboxylic acid transmembrane transporter activity. The record is from RefSeq and is a predicted model, not a curated record. The transcript is spliced from 4 exons. NCBI's taxonomy places the organism in Eukaryota, Metazoa, Arthropoda, Insecta, Diptera, Culicidae.